Molecule: messenger RNA, 4841 nt
Organism: Eleginops maclovinus (Patagonian blennie)
Lineage: Eukaryota; Metazoa; Chordata; Actinopteri; Perciformes; Eleginopidae
Product: cytochrome P450 2F2-like
Exons: 11
Coding region: 92-1561 (489 amino acids)
Biological process (GO): xenobiotic metabolic process
Cellular component (GO): intracellular membrane-bounded organelle; cytoplasm
Molecular function (GO): heme binding; oxidoreductase activity, acting on paired donors, with incorporation or reduction of molecular oxygen, reduced flavin or flavoprotein as one donor, and incorporation of one atom of oxygen; iron ion binding
Source: RefSeq, a predicted model, not a curated record
UUGUGUCUUAACUGCAUAGACUAGGCUAGCGCAUUUAUAUUUGACCAAGCAGAAGAAGCAGGGCUUGAAUUUCGACUUAUUCCCUUCCAAUAUGUUUGUUUAUUUAAUCCUACCAUGGAUUUGUAUUUUCUUCUUUAUUCUCUUUCUCAAAUUUCGGAGACCAAAGAAUUUUCCUCCAGGUCCUACUCCACUACCGAUACUGGGUAACCUGUUGAACCUCAGCGCGCAUGACCCCAUGAGAGACUUGGAAAGGCUGAGUAAGUCCUAUGGAAACGUCUACAGUCUCUUCCUCGGCCCCAAACCCGUUGUAGUCAUCAAUGGGGUGCAGGCCCUGAAGGAGGCGAUGCUGACCAAAGGUGAUGAUUUUGCUGGAAGGCCCCAAGACAUUUAUGCCACUCACCUCACCGCGAACGGACUGGUUCUGGCGGACUACGGCCCGACUUGGAAGGAGCAGCGUCACUUUGCUGUGACGGCGUUGUGGAAUUUUGGCCUUGGGACAGGGUCGAUGGAGCAAAAGAUUCUCCGAGAGCUUCACUUCACAUUGGAAACACUGGAAAGAGUGACGGUAUGUUCAACGAUGAAUCCUAAAUUUCUGUUUCCUAAUGUGGCCUCCAACAUCAUCAGCCUAAUUGUGUUUGGUGAACGCUAUGACUGUGAAGACCGCUUCUUCAAAGAGGUUCUUCGGUGCUUCAGAGAAAACUCCAAGUUAACUAAUGGACCCUGGGCUAUUCUCUAUGACUCCACACCCAUUAUUAGAAACCUGCCGUUGCCAUUCAUGAAGGGGUUUAAGAACAUGGAGACUCUUAAGAAGCUUGUAACUGGUGUGAUCACGGAGCACAGAGAGACCAUCGUCCCCGGGCAACCGCGAGACAUCCUGGACAGCUAUCUGGAUGAACUGGAUAAGAGUGACAGUAAAGACUCCUCUUUCAAUGAGGACCGACUUGUCAUGUUUAUUCUUGACCUCCUAUUUGCUGGGACUGACACCUCAGCCAACACCAUGCUCUCUGGCUUCCUCUAUCUCACGACUUUUCCACAGAUCCAAGAGCAAUGUCAGCAGGAGAUAGACCAAGUGUUGGGAAACAAGGAUCAUGCAAGUUACGACGACAGACACAACAUGCCGUACACGCUGGCUUUGAUCCAUGAAAUGCAAAGAAAAGCCAACACGGUGCCUUUCAGUGUCUACCACGUUGCAACAAAGGACACACAACUCAUGGGAUAUUCCUUACCCAAGGGUACGAUUGUUAUCCCAAACAUGAAGUCAGUACUGAACGAGGAAGGACAGUGGAAAUUUCCUCAUGAAUUCAACCCUGAAAACUUCCUAAACGACGAGGGAGAGUUUGUCAAGCCGGAGGCCUUCAUGCCUUUCUGUGCAGGUCCUCGCAUGUGUCCUGGCGAGCGUCUGGCUCAGAUGAAGCUCUUCCUCAUCACUGUGACUCUGCUGAGGAAGUUCAAAUUCAUCUGGCCCGAAGAUGCAGGAGAACCAGACUACUCCCCUGUGAUGGGAGUCACUCUGUCUCCUCAACCGUACCGCAUGAAGAUCCAACUCAGAACCACGCAGUAAAUGAUCUCUGUUUACACAGGACAAACAAUAAAGGGUUAUCCGAGUGAACACAAGCAACCAGCACCAGGGAACAACUCAAGAAAUACUCUAAAAGCAAAGUCACAUUCACGUCGUCAUGGUUUGGGCGUCAAACUCAUAUUAGUUCAGGGGGCCACAUACAAGCCCAGUUGGAUCUCAAGUGGGCCGGACCAGUAAAAUCAAAGCAUAAUAAGCUAUAAAUAUCGACAAAUUGUUCCCCUUGUUUCAGUGCAAAAAAGUACUUUCUGAAAAUGUUCACAUUUAAUUAACUUUCUUUUUUACAAAAUGAAAUGUGUGAAAUUUCUACCAUUUUACCUUACAGCUCACAGAGUGUCUACUAACACAUUUAGUGACUGUUAUCUGGAACCGAAAAAUAUAGUGUUUUAAUUUUUCAUCAAAACAUCUGUGUAGUAAUCCUGACACACCACAAUACAAAGUAAAUUCAGGCUAUUGGGGAAGAAGGUUAAGUUAACCCCCCUGCUUUGUACAUAAAAUGUUCUCAUAAAAGAUACAUAAAUGUUGUGCCAGUUUUGGACAAUAGGGUUCCACCAAAUCAAAAUCUUUGGUACUCAAGCUCGGACUGACAUUUGUUUGCACGUUUACAUUUUUACACAUUGCAGAGUCAUCCCGCGGGCUAGAUUGGACCCUCUGGCGGGCUGGUUUUGGCCCCCCGGCCGUAUGUUUGACACCCCUGACAAUUAUAGUGUCCAUUCAGAUCUGGGGGACAGAGGACAAUAUCGACUAAAUGGCUCCCUCACGUGGACAGAGUUGGGUAUUGGGUUUAAUAGAGUUUUAUCUUUGAAUGGGAACAGUAAGGCUGUGAGUAGUUCUAAAGUUUAUAGGGCCCCCUAAUGGCGGAAUGUGUGCAAUAUAGUGUAUGUAUUGUAGAUGGUAUAAAUAUUUUAAACGCUUUCAUAUUCUGGUAUUAUUUUAAAAUGGUGGAAUGCAUAGUUGAGGCCUUUAUGGAGGCUCGUAUUACACUCUACAAAUAAAUAUAAACGGGUUGUCCUCUAAAACCAUAUAACAUGUGGCUUUAGCACACAAAAACGGCAUUGUAAUUUAUGUGAAUAGUAAACAUUUGUAGUGCUACCUGUUGAAAUGGCCAGUAACAAACUACUGAUCAAUCAUUCAUUCAAGCUAAAAUGAGUUUGAAUAAAAAUGGUUUAUAAUGUGUGGAUUUCAAUUCCCUUGACAAACGGUAACACAUUGCCACAGUUUGGUCACCACCCUUUUUUAUGCUGUAUACACCUGUUGCUAUUUAUUUAUUUAUUAACAGAACAGUGACAUCACAGCCAUUUUCAUUGACGAAUGUGGGCGUGUUAGCUGGACCUAAGAUCCCCCCCCCCUGAUGUGACCAUGCUAAGUCUGGCCGAACACUCAGCGCCUCAGAUGAAAGAAGUUUUCCUUUUGUGGCGAUGUCAGUCAGUCAGUGAAGGACCGAGGGAACACAGUGUUCUGCCGCUGUGUGUAUGUGUGUGGGGAGGGUCCUCGGAUUGGAAGAGGCAGCAGGGGUGCACUGUAAGGACUACUAAACCCCAGAGGCAUUGUUACCGUGCCAACGGGGUUGCUGCCAUUUAUGCUGAUAUCUUUGUGAGGCCCAGUCAUAGUGCACAAGUGAAGCAAUUAUUGGUUAAAAACUUCACGACUGACACAUUCAUUUCCCAUUUUAUUUUAGUGUAACCCCAACCAUCUUACUUAAACCCACUUCUUUUAAAUGUGCAAACCAAAUGGCAACAGCUUCGGUGAAGUCUAAGUCCCUUAGCAACUAUAACCACGAAGCCUGAGGGCCGAACCUCUAUUUGUCCAACAUCUGCCUUCUCAAAUCGCCAGAUGGGAAUAAUGUGCCUGAGCUGGAGGUCAGGAGCGCCAACAUUAAUCAAAAUGGGGCACAGAAACCCGAGUUCACUGUUAUGCUUUAUGCACGGAGGAAUACAGUCAUGGAAGCUGUAGGGCUUUAGUGCCUUUGUUCAUCUUCCACUGUCAAAAGUUAUCUGGAAAAUCUAGAAGAAAUGAUACUAACUGGCAUAUUUAUAAAAUCUAAUCUCCACAGCUGAAGAAAAACUGUAAAAGAGGCAUAUAGACUUAGCACAUUUAUUACAUUCAAGGCUUUUGUUUUUUAAAAUGUUGCGUGUUCCUCUCAUGCAAUAAAAGAGAACACUCUCCAAGAUGUCCCAUAAGGAUCAACAGUAUUGAAAACUAUGACAAGUAAAUGAAAAGUAAAGACUGCCAUACAUAUUAAAUGUGAAACCAUGUCCCAAUAACAUCUGUACACCGUGCAUUAUUGAAUAAAAUAAAAUAAUGGAUCAGCUGCAUGGACUUCCCUCUCCUGAAUUUAUGUACGGAUUACCAGAUGUGUUUCCAUUGGUUACACCGCUGCAGCACCACCUCACAGUGUUUGUUAGAGGCCGUUGGGUAGCAUUCGUGAACAAGCCCUGACAAGAUUAGAUAAUGGCAUGUCCAUAAAACACUUGCUAAUAAAAACAAUGUGUGUUUUGACCUGGACAAUAACCAGUUAUUACCAAACAAUUCGGAGAGCCCUGCCCUGUCUGUGUGAAGGUUUACCUCAGUACACUCUCAUACUUUCUCCUGUUGGCAGCACUGUGUUUGGCUGGUGACCCCUGUGGAGAAAUUACAUGUUAAUUACAAUGUGUGCAUAACAGCCAAGCCAGGACAUGCUGCUUUAGUGCCUGCACAGUUGUUUUGUGGAGCCAGAGGUAUCGGGGGAAGAUGGGUUCAGGCGAUGUGUUGAGCAGUGAGGGUCAGUUUUAGAAUAUCUAGUAUAGAGUCUCGAGUGUCGAGACUGAACUUUGAUUUGUGUCAUAAAAACCACAUUAAAAGUAGAAUGUUAUGUAAAGAAGCACAAAGUAAGUGUGUGUUGUUCAGUUUUAUCAGAGAGGACUGGGAAGUGUUGGGAAAAUAAGGGAGCAAAAUCACAAUUUCCCAGAAUGCAGUGAAAUAUUCAAUUUGGGACACCAUUCAUAACAAUAUUGCAUUAGACAUUUGAAGUGAUACUCACCUGUGGAGGCCCUAUACUUAUUUGUUUCUUUUGAAUCAAAUACAAGUUAAGUCUUUUUUUAAUCUACCGGUUGUUUUUCUGAUUAAUCGUUUUUUUCUAUACAUUGUCAAAAAUUUGAAAAAAUGUCCAUCACAACUUCCCAAAACCUUUUCAAAUGUCUUCUUUUUUUUGCUGGAAAACAGUCCAAAAAUAUUCAGGUUACUAUACUACAAACAGAAACAGAAGUCCCCACACCUGAGACACUGA